AUGAAGCUCAAGUGUAGUCGGGACGACCCAUGUUCAAACUGUGUAUCGCGUGGUCUUACGUGUCAAAGGGCAUACCGUGGGUCUCUCAAGCCAUCAUCACACGCUGAACAACCAACUCAGUCCUCGGGUCCUACCAAUGAGGACCUCCUAGUUAGAAUACAGCGGUUAGAAGAACUCAUUCUUCGAUCCCAUUCUGGAACUAGUCCUUCUACAAUUGAGAAAACCUCUCAAUCACCGGUGGUUCCAUCGUAUAUCUCAGAAGGCGAAGGGGACUCUAGGUGGUUGGAAGAAGUCGGCACUCGCGAGCCGUCAGUGUUAUCCGACCUCUCCAAUGGACUUUCUUUUCGCGUUUCCACAAUACAACGGGCUCUGUCUAGUGAUUCCGUUAUAGGAGACUCGCCGGGCAGUAACUCGGGAUCUGUCAAUGUGUGGCUGCCGUCGAAGAUUGAAGCGACAUGGCUUCUCGAUAAAUACGUCGAUCACGUGGCAUUUUUACACCAUAUUGUACAUCUUCAAUCGGUGCGUACGCUGAUGGACGACAUGUACAGACAACUCGGAUCGGGCGUCGUCCUGGAGCCGAGCCAUGUUGCAUUGCUCUUAAGCAUUUUCGCCAGUACCGCUGUCAUCCUAAGCUCGCAUCCGGGAUCAGCGUCAGUCUUGGGUAGUGAGAAAAAUGCAUUUUCAUGUGCAUGUUCGUGGAGCAAAGCAGCUCUCAAUGUGCUUGACCACUCUAGCAGGAGCUCACAAGGCUCUGUCGAGGAUGUACAGGCAAUGAUAAUCCUAUCCUUUGUCGUUUUCAACUUCGAGGGCUUUAAUGUCAGGUUUCGGACUUUAAGUAGUAACGCACUGACCAUUGCUCGAGAUCUAUCCUUGCAUCGCUUAGAUGCCACUUCUGCGCGACCGAAUAUUUCGCAGGAUAGCUCGGGAAAAACGGAGAUCAAAAGACGUGUUUGGUGGCAUUUGGUUUCUACUGACUGGCUUCUUGCCCUCUCUGGAGGACCCCAAGAAGGUACUUACCUGGUUAACCCCAAUCACAUGCUCGUCAACUGCCCGCGGAACAUUGACGACGUAGACCUCGACUGUCAAGACCCCAGUUACAAUGUACCCUUACUCCAACCCACUGCCAUGUCCUACUCAUUAUUUAGGGCCCAACUUGCAAAUAUCUGUCGUACUGUGGUUGAUACGCUGCCACCUUCAUUCUCGAGCUGGGUCGAGGUCAACUACGAUGAGAUCGUGUCGCUGGAUCAGCAAUUUGAACAUUUCUUGCGUGACCUUCCAUUCUUUUUCCGUCUUGAUGAGGCAAGCCGCAAACAAAGCCGAGAGAUUGACCGGGAGUAUCCUCAAUUUUUAUUCCAACGCUAUAUCAUCAGUAGCACGGUACACUCUUGUCGUUUUAAAUUGAAUCAACCAUUCUUUACCCGCACGUCCCUUAACAGACGUUUCGAAUACUCACGAAAUGUUUGUUUACAAUCUGCUCGGGCUAUCAUAGAGAUGAAACGACAGCUAGACAAUAAUGAUACCAUCGCAAUCUCAGGGCGCCUGGCUAUAUUUCUCCACACGUUUUAUCUGGCCACUGUCGUUCUGGUUAUGGACUUCUGCAUGAACAAAGACCAACGCGACGACAGCGAGCGACGACGGGAAGUUGUGGGAGCAUGUCGAGAUUUACAAGUUGCGUCUAGGAAUUCCCCUUUGGCUUCUCGGUUCCUGGAGUCACUCACCACCAUCCUUCGAAAGUAUGGAGUUGACAUCUUGCCGCCAGAGUCUUCACAGACAAUCUUAGGCCCGGAGCCUUUUCCUGUCUCGGUUGGCUUGGAAUCAGGGUUUGUUGAUGGGGUUCAAGACAGCCACACAGGCUAUGACACUCAAAGCGCUGAGAUCGAGGGGUCGUGGGAAAGUUUUAUUGACCCCAAUCACGCCAAUGGUGAAGUCAGCUGGGAUAGCCUCUUUUCUAUACUCGAUGCGCAAUUGACCUGA
Molecule: messenger RNA, 1974 nt
Organism: Aspergillus affinis
Lineage: Eukaryota; Fungi; Ascomycota; Eurotiomycetes; Eurotiales; Aspergillaceae
Product: Zn(II)2Cys6 transcription factor
Exons: 3
Coding region: 1-1974 (657 amino acids)
Biological process (GO): regulation of DNA-templated transcription; DNA-templated transcription
Molecular function (GO): DNA-binding transcription factor activity, RNA polymerase II-specific; DNA binding; zinc ion binding
Source: RefSeq, a predicted model, not a curated record